UCCAUCGAUAGAUGUACCGGGCGCAGCGCUACCGGGGUCGUGAUAUCUCCUUUGACAACCAUACCGUGGGUUUAGACUUGCUCCCGAAGCUGCUGGAUGACAAAGGCAUCCCUCAGCCCACCUUGGAAAGGAUCCACAUUGGUCAUCCUACCCUCAGCUUGCUCGAGGAUCACAUUGCCUACUUCAUGACCAAGGUCGACCACCUCCAGGGCUCUGAGGCAUGGGUGAUUGCUGUUGACAUGAAGAACAAGGUGCUGCGAGGAGUGUCCAACUUUGAUGGCGCAACAAGAAACCGCUGCAUGACUGAAGCCUAUAUGCACAGUAGCAUAUCUGGGCAUCUCAACAAUGCCCUAGGCACCAGGGUUCACCUUAAACGACCGGGGAUUCAAAUGCCGGAAUGGUGUACCAAGAAGGUCCAUCUGAUGGGUCAUGUGGGGGCCGAGUUAAUCGGUGGAUGCUCAAGUCAAACAGCUGAUGAUUACGGAGAGGAUACCAAGAACUUGGAUCAGAAUAGUUAACUGAUUUCUGGUGUAGCAAGAAGGUCCAUCUGACGGGUCAUGUGGGGGCCGAUGUAAUCGCAGGAUGCUCAAGUCAAACAGCUGAUGGUUGCAGAGAGGGUACCAGGAGCUUGGAUCAAAAUAGUUAACUGAUUACUGGUGUAGCAAGAAGGCCCAUCUGAUGGGUCAUGUGGGGGCCGAUGUAAUCGCUGGAUGCUCAAGUCAAACAGCUGAUGGUUACGGAGAGGGUACCAGGGCUUGGAUCAAAAUAGUUAACUGAUUCCCCCCACACAAACAAAACAAUUUGGCUUAGAUUACUAUUUAUUCAGUAUUUGGUUUCUGCAGCAUGCAUGGAUGACAAUGUUGAGACUUAUUUCCUAUUCAGUUGAUGCA
This is a messenger RNA of Triticum aestivum (bread wheat), 890 nucleotides long. RefSeq lists its product as uncharacterized. The transcript is spliced from 2 exons. The coding region runs from base 12 to 518 and encodes 168 amino acids. Lineage: Eukaryota; Viridiplantae; Streptophyta; Magnoliopsida; Poales; Poaceae. The record is from RefSeq and is a predicted model, not a curated record.